Procambarus clarkii (red swamp crayfish) is the source of this 576-nucleotide messenger RNA. NCBI's taxonomy places the organism in Eukaryota, Metazoa, Arthropoda, Malacostraca, Decapoda, Cambaridae. The record is from RefSeq and is a predicted model, not a curated record.
AUGACAGAAGGAUCAAGACUGAAGGAGCAGGAUCAAGACAGCAGGAUCAAGAUAGCAGGAUCAAGACAACAGGAUCAAGACAGAAGGAUCAAGACAGAAGGAUCAAGACAGCAGGAUCAAGACAGAAGGAUCAAAACAGCAGGAUCAAGACAGCAGGAUCAUGACAGAAGGAUCAAGACUGAAGGAGCAGGAUCAAGACAGCAGGAUCAAGAUAGCAGGAUCAAGACAACAGGAUCAAGACAGAAGGAUCAAGACAGAAGGAUCAAGACAGCAGGAUCAAGACAGAAGGAUCAAAACAGCAGAUCAAGACUGAAGGAGCAGGAUCAGGACAGCAGGAUCAAGACUGAAGGAGCAGGAUCAAGACAGCAGGAUCAAGACAGCAGGAUCAAGACAGCAGGAUCAAGACAGCAGGAUCAAGACAGCAGGAUCAUGACAGAAGGAUCAAGACUGAAGGAGCAGGAUCAAGACAGCAGGAUCAAGAUAGCAGGAUCAAGACAACAGGAUCAAGACAGAAGGAUCAAGACAGAAGGAUCAAGACAGCAGGAUCAAGACAGAAGGAUCAAAACAGCAGUAUGA